GCCGGAAGUUGAGCGAGCUAAUUUGACGGAACGCUGCUAACGUGGUCUCCCAUGGAAGCAUGAGCGCAGCAGGACUUGCUUGGAAAUACAUAGGGUUCAUCAAAUUAGCAGGGAAUAUGUUACAUGUUAUGUGCUAAUACGCGUUAUGUGCUUAUACACAUCAUUGCUUCCACGUAAGUCUUUGCCAUAAUGGAUGACAAUUUGGAGAGGUCAUCACACCAAACUAAGGUUGGACGUGCAAGUUUCUAAAGCUAGCUAGCUUCUUUGCUUUAUAUUGCUAGCAGUAUACGUUGGAGCCACUUGACUGCCUACCUUUACAUUACUGACUCCUACUAAGUAACUUACUUACGUACUCAGAGUCAUGAGGUUCGUAAAGUUAUCUCUGUUGAAUGAAUUGCGACCGUAUUGUCAUUCUUUGCUUCCAAGAUUAAUUGUAAAGAAAGGGUAUCUGCCGGCAUCGGAAUGCUCCGGUUCCUCACUCAACCCCUUCCAAACUCCUGUCCGAUCUCUCUGCACCAGCUGGCCAAAGUGGAAAGAUGCGCCUCAACCUAAAGACCUAGAAUCACAAAAGUUGGACUUGGACAUCUGGAAGUCUGUAAUGAGAUCACAGGUGGCGCACGAGGAGACGCCAAGGGACUCUGACGAUGAUGCCGCCCUAGGAGAGACAGGGGUCAUGAGCAAGGACUCCCCGCUGGAGGCUACCCGUGAGCUGGUGGAAAUGUGGCAACAGGCAGGGAAGCGGGUGCCCGAAAAGAUUACCAACGAACAGCUGGAGAUUGUUGCCGAGCAUUCCACCAAGUCCGCUAAGAAAAAGUACUUGAAGUUUUUGGCCAUCAAAGAAGGUUACAAGAAGGGCAUCAAGGAGAAGCAGGAAAAGAAAAGGAUUGAAAGGCAGUCCGAAAGAGAGGAGGUGAGCAAAGAAGAUGAUGAAGGCAGCAGCAAGUUACGGAACAGUUUUUUGCUCCCGUUCUGGCAGCGCUCUUUUGACAAACUGCUUGGCUGGCAGAGUGUGCAGGCUAUGCGCUUUGGCCAGCCGCUGGUGUUCGACAUGAGCUAUGAACUGCAAAUGACACAACGCGAAACAGAAAACACAAUCUCACAACUACUAGAGUCUGAAGGAAGUAACCGACGCUCUUUAGAACCCUUUCACUUACACUUCUGCAACCUGAAUCCCGAAGGUGCCUACCACAAAGAGCUACUCAAACGCUAUAGUACUGAAACGUGGGAGAAUCUAAUGAUAACCGCCUCCCCUCAGCGGCCCAUUGACAUGUUCCCUCGCGAACAGCUGGUUUAUCUGACUGCUGAUUCGCCGAACGUGCUCCGCACCUUCGACCACAACAAGGUGUAUGUCAUCGGGGCCCUGGUGGACCGCUCCAACAUGCCUGGGGUCUCCUUGGCCAAUGCCAAGCGACUGAAACUGGCCACUGCGCGUUUGCCACUGGAUGAGCAUUUGCGCUGGGAAUGUGGUGCCAAGAACCUGACCUUAGACCAGAUGUUCCGCAUCCUGUGGACCGUCAAGCAGACAGGAAGCUGGGUUGAGGCCUUGAAGUUUGUACCCCAGAGGAAACACUCUGGCUACCCUGCCAAGAAGGGCACUAAUGACUAUAAAGGUGCAGAGGGGAGACCCACCGUGCCGGCAAAAAAAUUCAUCAGCAAACAACACUCUAGAGGUGGAGUGGAAAGUAAAACUCCUCUUGAGGGCCCGAUAGCAACUCUACUGAAAAAUAAGAUUGCUAUACGCUCAGACACUCACAAAGCUAGAAAGAACUGGUGGGAGCAGGACUAGUCAUUCAAUGGCACUGCUGCCAUGCCUUGGACCUUCAUCAGGUCAUCAGCUUAGUGCCAUUACAUUGUUUUGUCAGUCUAAGGGUGCAGAUGGCUCUUGUAUUCAGAUCUCAUCUGAUUUCUGAAGACCUCACGGAGAGGUGGGAUAUUGUCGAUGCUUUUACUGCGGUCCUGACUAAAAUGUCUGGUUACAAAUUCAUGUGGAUUUUUGGAAAUGUGAUAGACCAGUGAAAUGCAAUUAAAACGAUUUGACAGUG
This is a messenger RNA of Clupea harengus (Atlantic herring), 2042 nucleotides long. RefSeq names its product tRNA methyltransferase 10C, mitochondrial RNase P subunit (gene trmt10c). Gene Ontology annotation, biological process: positive regulation of mitochondrial translation; mitochondrial tRNA 5'-end processing. Gene Ontology annotation, molecular function: tRNA binding. Lineage: Eukaryota; Metazoa; Chordata; Actinopteri; Clupeiformes; Clupeidae. Gene Ontology annotation, cellular component: nucleoplasm; nucleus; mitochondrion. The record is from RefSeq and is a predicted model, not a curated record.